CCCUCAUGUUACAAGUUCACGUCAGGAAGAGGGAAAUCUCAAAGUUUGGUGAAAACGUAAACAAAGCAUGACAUUUUGUAUCGCUGGUUAGUUGGAGGCAAAAACCAGAGGUCCAAAUUAACAACAUAUUACGCUUAUUUUAGGCCGUUUCUUGUUGGCCAUAUGACGACCAUGGACACAAAUACUUUGUUGCUCCGGUUUGAUGGACGCUCGCGGUUGCUGCUCCGUUCUUUACUCUCGGGAGCUACCGGUGCCCGUCGAGGUCUGUGGGUGUUCCAGCGGCAGCGACGGUCAGACCCGGACCGCUGCCUACACACCUGUCUCGAGACUCUUUGCCAGCAGGAAAUAUGCCUAAACAGUGAUGCUCAGACCCUGACAACCAAACCACUUGUGUGCCUGUUUCCAGUUGACUUCCAACGGAGUCUCGUGUCCUUCCUCCAUCUCACCCACCCUUUGCAUCCCCGGACCAGUGUCCUUCGCCUGCUAGACUGCCUCAGCCAGGGGGAGCAUGCCCCAAACCCCUGGGUGUCUGCCCUGGUCGUACAGCUCCGGAGAGACCUGGGAGCCCCUGGGGGGAAGGAGCCUCUAAUCACCCCCCAGUGCAGAGAAAGACUAAGGGGACUAUGUGAGCGUCUGAGGGGUAGUAGUGGUGGUGGUAAUGAUAAAGCAACAGGAUGGGCCUUGUGUUUAGGUGGACCAAUAGAGCCACAACUGUCCUCGUCCUCACAGAGUGGACUAUACGUGGUUCCACAGAGGAAGAGGAAGAGCAGUUGUGUAGAUCUGGACUCAGAACCUGAGGACAACGCCGGACAGCAGCGUAAGAGGAUGAAGACAAGUCUCUCUCCUGUGGACACUGAGAGGAGUUGUAGCAGUAUGGGCUAUGUGGUGGGAACGGAGGGUUUGAAAGAUGAGGUGGAGACGGACCGGGUGGAUUGUGUCAUCCCAGAACCAGCUGUGGAACCGCAGCCAGCAGCAGGGAGUCCAAGUGAUGCCCUGCCUGAGAAUGUAAAGGCUUCUAUCCCUCAAAUCAAGGAAAUCUUGGAAAGUGAGAUGGAGUGGGACCAGAGCUCAGUGGAUGUCUUCAAGGUGCUGAACGACUGUGACCCCUCCCAGGUCGAGAUCUUAUGUAGGAUGCUGAGUUUGUCUGAGAUGCCAGAACAGACCCUACCUCAGCUCUGUAGCUGCCUGCUGGAACUCUCUCCUGAUCUCAGUCACAGCACAGCAGCCACACUCAUCAAGAGUCUCCUGCUGGGAAAGGUUCUGUCCCUUUCUGAACCUGCCUCACGCUGUCUAGUCACGGCUGUGACGUCACUAUGCAGUCGCUACCCCAGGCCAACCUGCCACGCUCUGAUUGGACCAGUCCUGGAGGAAGGGCAGAUAGGCAGUGCACAGGCUGAGCUGCUCAACAGAUUGAUAGAAGACGGCCUGGAUCCCCACUACAGACUGCUGGUGUUUCAAAUGACAAUCAAAGGCAUUUGGUGUGAAGGACUGCUGUCUGUCUUUCAUGCCCUGCUGGACAAGAAGCUGGAGCUGAAUGAAGAGCUGUUCACACUCUUCACUGAACAGCUAAGCUCCCAGGCACCUCACUUCACCAAGUCCAUGAAGUAUGCCAAGAUGAUGCUCACUGUGCUGACCAAGUAUAACACGCAUGUAACUGUGGCUCACAAACACACACUGUCCUGCUGCUUGUCCUCCAAUGAGACAUUCUUGAAGAAGUCCCUUCAAGCUGCCCUGAAGAGAAUCAAACAUUCAUGAAAUACUGUCUGAAUCACAAUACUGUUAAACUAUUAAAUUAAUUAUAAUGCCUGAGUACAGUAAAUGGUAGGGUAUUUUAAAGUCAUUUUACUAAAAUGGUAUGUCAGCUGUGUUUAAAAAAAAAAAAAAUACAAGUCGGACGUUUGUUGUUUCAUAUUGAUCUAAUGUAAAAAUUCUGGAAUUCUGCAAGAACUUGCAUAGCAUACAUAAACCUGUAUGUAUAAACAAUGUUGCAAAUGUCAGCAUUUAACCAAUAAGCAUUCAGACCCACUAGUUGUAAUAAAAGCCAACAUGCACAGAAA
Molecule: messenger RNA, 2057 nt
Organism: Salvelinus fontinalis (brook trout)
Lineage: Eukaryota; Metazoa; Chordata; Actinopteri; Salmoniformes; Salmonidae
Gene: fance
Product: FA complementation group E
Exons: 10
Coding region: 163-1755 (530 amino acids)
Biological process (GO): interstrand cross-link repair
Cellular component (GO): Fanconi anaemia nuclear complex
Source: RefSeq, a predicted model, not a curated record